Molecule: messenger RNA, 1097 nt
Organism: Aedes aegypti (yellow fever mosquito)
Lineage: Eukaryota; Metazoa; Arthropoda; Insecta; Diptera; Culicidae
Product: glutathione S-transferase 1
Exons: 3
Coding region: 210-1082 (290 amino acids)
Biological process (GO): glutathione metabolic process
Molecular function (GO): glutathione transferase activity
Source: RefSeq, a predicted model, not a curated record
UGAGCGUCGACUUUAAUCGCAAACCGUCACUCACGGUCAUGGCCAUCUGCCAUCAUGGGUUUUCGAAUUCGAAAAGCUCAGCCGUUGUACUCAAUUUGUGCUUAUCAGUCUCGCAAUAAUUGGUAAUCGAUAACGGUAAUGAGGAAGACGACUGGUCACAGUUUCACGAAUUAACUUGAGUUGGUCAGUUCGAAAUUAACGGCAAACCGAUGGAUUUCUACUACUUACCGGGAUCGGCUCCGUGUCGCGCCGUACAAAUGACAGCGGCCACCGUUGGCGUUGAGUUGAAUCCGAAGCUCGUUAAUCUGAUGAACGGCGAUCAGCUGAAACCUGAAUUUCUCAAGCUAAAUCCUCAACACUGUCUACCGACAUUGGUGGACGGAGAUUUCGUCUUGUGGGAGUCACGUGCCAUCGCGAUCUAUCUGGUGGAACAGUACGGAGACAGUGAUCAACUGUAUCCAAAGCAGCCCCGUCAACGAGCCGUGGUGAAUCAACGGCUGUUUUACGACGCUACGGUGCUGUAUCCACGCUUUGCGGAAGCGUUUUACCCGGAGAUGAAACUUCCGGGCGAGUCAGGACGGGAGAAAUUGGACCAAGCGGUGGAGAUGUUGGACAAGUUUUUGGAGGGGAAGCAGUUCGUAGCAGGCGGGGAUGGAUUGACGGUUGCCGACAUCAGCAUUUUGGCUACUAUGACGACGUUCGACGUGGCAGGUUAUGAUCUGGGGAAGUAUCGGAAUGUUGGCGAAUGGUACAAGCGGGUCAGCGCUGUGACUCCCGGAUGGAAGGAGAACAGAAGAGGCGCUCUGCAAGCUAUUUUGUAUAGGGAUUUCUUCGAGGUGUAUUACCCGAAGUAUUUUUCUGGAGAGAUGCUCGGAUGUAAUGAAAUGGAUUCUGCGGAACUACUCAAGUUCUUAGACCAGUUUCUAGACGGUAUGAUGUUUUUGACAGGUGAAACAAUGUCCUACAUGGAUCAACAAGUCAUUAGUAUGGUUAAUAAGAUUGAGGAGACGGGAGUUAAUAUGGGCUUAUAUCCUAACGUUCUAAGUUGGACGACAAGAAUCAAAAGCUACGCUUUGAAAUAGAAGUUUGUUAUUACU